Molecule: messenger RNA, 2716 nt
Organism: Carcharodon carcharias (great white shark)
Lineage: Eukaryota; Metazoa; Chordata; Chondrichthyes; Lamniformes; Lamnidae
Gene: capns1b
Product: calpain, small subunit 1 b
Exons: 11
Coding region: 179-853 (224 amino acids)
Molecular function (GO): calcium ion binding
Source: RefSeq, a predicted model, not a curated record
GUUAGGACCCAGUGGCGGAUAUGCCUGCGCAGUAAGGGAGUGGACACAAGCAGCAGAACCGGAUUGACAGCUUUCCACGCACAAAUCCGGUUGCAGAAGCGGAGAGACUGCGCCAUUUAUCUCCAGCUGGACUCUUAUCGCUCUUUCCUUCUAUUUGUUUGAAUCUCCACAUUUCACCAUGUUUAACAUGAAGAACAUCUUGGGUGGAGGCGGCGGGGGCGGCGGCUUGGCUGGCCUACUACUGCAGGGACUGUCCGGCGUUAUCAGCCAAAUGGCAAGUGGUCCGGCUGAGCAGCCGCGCCAUGUUUCACAGGUUGAGGCCUAUGAGAACGAUGAAGAACGAAAGUUUCGUCAGAUCUUCAAAAGUCUGGCUGGAGAUGACAUGGAGGUGAGUCCAGUGGAGCUGAAGAACAUCCUCAACAAAAUUGUAUGCAGACAUGCCGACCUAAAGACUGAUGGCUUCAGCCUGGAGUCCUGCCGCAGCAUGGUUGCUGUUAUGGAUGCUGACAGCACUGGGAGGCUGGGAUUUGAAGAAUUUAAGUUCCUUUGGAACAAGAUUAAGAUGUGGCAGGGUAUCUACAAAAGAUUCGACGCCGACAAAUCGGGAACAAUUAACAGCCAGGAGCUGCCUGGGGCAUUCAAAGCUGCAGGAUAUCCUCUGAAUGAUCAACUUUACCGAUUGCUGUAUCGCCGAUAUGCCAAUGAAUCUGGUGACAUGGACUUUGACAACUACAUUGCCUGCUUAGUCCGAUUGGACGCAAUGCUGAGAUCAUUCAAAACUUUGGAUAAGGACAACAAUGGCUCCAUCAAAGUUAACAUAGUGGAGUGGCUGCAGCUCACCAUGUAUUCUUAAAGCACUCGUCUCGGGAUCAGCCCUUCAAAGAGAAUGGAAGACCUCAUUUGCUACUCAUCUAUCAGAGAGCUGGAGAAACGGUCCUUCGUUUGGCUGGGUGGGGGGGGGUGGGGGUGAAAUUAUAUUUUUCUGCAUGUCGGCUUUUUAUAGUUACGGAGAUAUCUGCGAAUGUCAGCUUGUUGGGAAGCUGGUGGCUAAUCUUGACCAUUCUGAAAUUCCGCACUGCUUCCUUCCUGAUGGCUGCGAUUGCCAAAAUUUAAAAAAAAACCAUGUUUGAGGGGAAAGGUCCUUCUGUGAGAGCUUUGAAAAUGGGAGGUGAAGGAACAGGGAAUGCUGGAAACACAGAUCAGGUCCCCUCUGUUCUCUCCACAGACGCUGGUAGACCUGCUGUUUUUUUUUUCCCUCCUCCUUGUGAAUUUCCUGUUUCUGAUUCCAGCGACUGCAGUAGUUUAUCUCUUGUUUGAAUCUGCUAACCUCAACGUUUCUGUGCGCGUGCCUAAAAGGCGAUGCCUUUUUGAGGAAGUCAACCUUUUUAAACAAUGCAAAGGUCACUUGUCAUAUGUAAAGUUGUAGUUUUACCCUGUCCCCUCUCACAUUUGAACAUUUGUUGGUCUCUCUUUGUGGGGAAGCCAGUUUUGAAGCAUUGCUGCGUAUCUCUUUUAAACUGUUGGGGGAUGUUGUGUGCCAAGCAGCAUUAAUGAAGGGGAAGAGCAUAAUUGUUUGAGACCAGGUCUCUCCCUCUAGUAAUUGGAGCUUUGGAAAGGUCAAGUUUAUUUUUGCAAUCCUGUGCUCUGGGGGAAUCGUAAAGGUGCUUUAACUGCUGUCAUCCAUCUGGACUGAUCUAUGGAAUGCUGUCAUCUGUUUGAAUGCUAUUGGAUCUUGCUGGUUUAUUUCUAAUGUAUAAACAAAUUUAUGAUCCCAUGGCACCAAGAGCCAGUAUCGCUUCCUAUGAUUUCUUUGCAGCCUUUUUCCAUUACCUAAAACAUGAGACCCGGCAAAGAUCGGGUGGUGUUGCAAAAGGUGCGAUGGUCCCAGAAUCAGGAAUUUGAAAAUGCAUUUCCUUCACCCUGUGAGGUUUUGAAGGAUAUGCCCUAAGCCAGACUGAGCUUAUACCCUUCUCGUUUCCAGAGACCCAUCCAACAUGGAGCUGAUCAUAGAGCCAUAAUGGCUCACUGUGGAGCAGUCUAGUCAGUCUGGUCAGUCUUUCUCUUUACACAGCUGGAAUCCAACUGUUCAGUACCAUGACAUGUCGAUGCCAACGGUUUUCUGUUUAGUUUUCACUCGAUCUGCGAUCUGUAUGAAAACCCAUACUCCAUCCCUCUUUUAAUUUCAUCUGAAGGGAAUAAGAUAAUCCCAUUGUCUUGCAAUGGAAGUUGUUGAGCAUAUUUAGCUAGUUGACCCUUUUAGCCACUAAAAUGGGCCAUGCUUUUUCUUACCUGAGGCUUCUGGAUCAUUGGUGAAUUAGUCCUUCUGUUACCUGUUCUUGGAGCAUUGCCAAAGUGUGUGGUUCACUGGAAUGUCUGCUGGAGUCCGUCAAAGAUGAAUCAGAACUGCUGAUUGUUGAACUGGGAACAUCAAGUCCCAAUUGCUGUUUUGCCAAAAGUUAUCAGAUCUUUUAAUGCUGAGGUCUUGUUGGAAAUUGAGUGAUUGUACCUGCCAAUGUGUAACAGACAACAGUGAAACUAGUGGGGUAAUAAAUAGAUUCAAAAUUGCUAACCUGCACUUGGUGCUGUUAACCUGUUUUGUGUUGUUCUCAUUUCAACGGCCAUGCUUUGGUUUUUAAUAAAAGAAAAUCUAUUAACCUUUUUAAAAAGAAGUGUAUAUUUUACCAAAUGUACAUGUAUUAAACAAACACUAAAUUGA